Tachyglossus aculeatus (Australian echidna) is the source of this 1053-nucleotide messenger RNA. RefSeq names its product olfactory receptor 2G3-like. The record is from RefSeq and is a predicted model, not a curated record. The coding region runs from base 1 to 1053 and encodes 350 amino acids. The transcript is spliced from 4 exons. NCBI's taxonomy places the organism in Eukaryota, Metazoa, Chordata, Mammalia, Monotremata, Tachyglossidae. Gene Ontology annotation, cellular component: membrane. Gene Ontology annotation, molecular function: olfactory receptor activity. Gene Ontology annotation, biological process: G protein-coupled receptor signaling pathway.
AUGCCGAAUGACACUUCUGCAGAGAACUUUGUCUUGGUGGAUUUCUCUGCUCAGCCCCAGAUAGAGAAGAUCCUCUUCGUGGUUGUCUUGAUCUUCUACCUCCUAACCCUGGUGGGCAACACCGCCUGGAUCUCCGUCUCCAUGUACUUCUUCCUGUCUCACCUCUCCCUCGAGGACCACUGCUUCACCACUGACAUCGUCCCCCACUUCUAUGGAACCUCCGGGGGCCCUCCAAGACCAUCAUCGUGGUCGGUUGUGCGGUCCAGCUGUACGUCGUCCUGGUCCUGGGGUCGACGGAAUGCAUCCUUCUGGCCGUCAUGGUCUUGGACAGUCGCCGCCAUCUGCCUAACCCUUCACUACACCACCGCCAUGCACCCGUGGCUCUGCCAGGUCCUGGUGAGAUUACCCUGGAUGUGUGGGGUGGGGGACACCGCGAUUCAGGCCACCGUCAUCUUCCUCCUGCCCCGCUGUGGACACCAGCUACUUCCCCACUUCACCUGCGAGAUACCCGCCCUGCUCAAGCUGGCUUGUGUGGACGUCCGUGCCAAUGAGAUCCAGCUCUUCGUGGGCACUCUGGUCCUGAAUCUCCUGCCCUUGAGCAUGAUCACGGUCUCUUAUAGGUCCAUCGCCUGGGCCAUGCUGAGGAUCAAGUCGCCCCAGGGUUGGAGGAAGGCCCUGGGUACCUGCGGGUCCUACCUCCUGGUGGUCACUCUCUUCUACAGGUCCAUCAGGGCGGUCUACAUCUGGCCCAACAGCUCCUUCUCUGGGACUUUGGACAAGUUCCUCACCCUCUUCUACACCGUUAUCUGCUCUAAGGAAUACGUCGCCGUCGACGUGAGCGUCACCGCUGGGGUAGUUGCUUUCAUCUCGGCGGCGGAAUUUGCCUACAUCAAGUCGCCCUCGGACUCUUCUUCGAUCAUGGAUCUGCUGGAAAUAAUCCGGCCGUCGUCUGAGGGGACGGCGCAGCCAGCCGGAGAUCUGAGAGGGGGAGGAACUAUCCUGACAGAUCUCACCCUUCGCCCAGACCUUCCUGUCACUUCCACCCUCGUCUAG